UUUAAUUCGAUUCAAGCUGAGCAAAGUUUUAAAGUCAGCUUCAAGAUGAAAUUCGUUCUGAUCUUGGCUUGCCUGGCGCUCUUUGUGGCCCAUUCUCAGGCCCAGGUGGACGAUUGUCCUGGGUCUGUUUAUGGACCCCGACAAUCUUGCGCAGGCGGUAAAAAUGAGGGCAAUUCACGUACUCGCCAAUGUCGCAGAUAUUACAAUAAUAAUAUGUGGUAUUACGACAGCCGCAGUCGAUCCUGCAAGAACAUGAUCUACCGGGGCUGUGCGGGCAACGAUAAUCGAUAUUGCACUCGACAAUCUUGCGAGAGGAAGUGUGUGCGUCGCACCUAAGGCCAACGAAAUUUUCCCAUUUAAAUGGAAUUAUGAAUAUUGGAAUAAAUGACAUAAAUGUUGCAAUAUGACAGAAAACAAACUCAGGUAAAGUCAAAGUAAAAGAAUUCUAUUUGAUCUAAGUAAUACAAAUCGUAAGCAUAAUCAAUCUAGCUGGAUAAUAUAACUUUAGCUAAGACAAAGUUCUGAUAUUUCCAGUAGGGAGAACUUAAGAGUCUUAACAAGAGUUCUAAUUCGUGGCAUAUGCUGUCUUUGCACGAACUUACAUUAACAUAUUGCGUGCGCCUAUAAUUCUCAACUUGUUUAGGAAAAGUUCUACAAUAGCAAAAGAGAAUAGCCUCUACUUGGGAUUGAGAUAUAUAUCAAAGAAAGACUUGCCAGAAAGCUGACUCAUAAUCGAAAUACAAAAUAGUCAAAAAAGAAUUUUGCUGAUAAUCAAAAUACAAUACAUUUCAGACAAUGUAUACCAUAGACUCGAUAAAUCGAAUGAUUUACUUACUCCCUUUGCAAAAAAUAAGCUGUGCAAACAUAUCGACCUUCAUUCCAUGGUUUGCGUGCUGCAGUCCUUAUUCUAAUCAGAAUUUAUCUUACUCCAUCAGGAGAAUCUCAAUUACGUAUUUUCACAUCUAACAUUUACAUUUAUAUUGCGAGCGCCUAUAAUUCUCAACUAGUUAACGGAAAGUUCUACUGAAAGCUGGCUUCUCUCAAGGCAACUAUCCAAUGGAAUUGGGCUUUCCCCUUUCCACUGACACCUAUUUAAUAGAUGACGUAAACUGGCCAAGCAAUUUGUCAGCUUGCUCGAGCGAUUACCGAAUAUGGUAAAUAAUAGUAAUUAAAUAAUCAAACA
Molecule: messenger RNA, 1183 nt
Organism: Drosophila virilis
Lineage: Eukaryota; Metazoa; Arthropoda; Insecta; Diptera; Drosophilidae
Product: kappaPI-actitoxin-Avd3c
Molecular function (GO): serine-type endopeptidase inhibitor activity
Source: RefSeq, a predicted model, not a curated record